AAGAAGGGGAGGGCGUGAGGGGAGAGGUUGUGGCGUCCGCAAAGCUAGGGCGCAGCAACUGAAGCCGAAGUUUAGUGCCAAGCGGUGUGGUAGAGUCCGACGCGCAGCAGCAGCCGAGGAAGGCUGGGGCGAGUGUCCCCGGGGGAAAGCACUGCUGCUCGAGAGAGACUCACCUCAGUGCGCGGGUCAGCCGGGGCCAGAGUGCGGGGAGCGUCGCCUGAGAGGUCCAGAGAGAGGCGGCUGAGGGGUCUCGCCGCCGGCGUCGUACGGCUCUAGGCGCCCUGGCCGGGGGGAAUGCCCCCCUGCAGGCUCGGCGACUAGCCUGGCCGCUUGGUGCAUGGCACAACUAUGGAGGUGGUGGACGAAACGGAGGCUCUGCGGCGCUUCUUCGAAGGUCAUGAUAUUAAUGGAGCUCUUGAACCAUCAAACAUUGAUACCAGCAUCCUGGAAGAAUAUAUUGCCAAGGAAGACUCACCAGAUAUUUCUGAUUUGGACUCCAUCUCUGACAUCCCAGCCUCCAUUGGCUACCCCCAUGCCCAGCCUUCCAGCUCUGCCAGUAUCAAUGCAUCUGUCUCCACUGUUGGUCAUGUGUCUAAUAAUGUGUCUGUAUCCAGUGGUACUCUCCAUCAUGGUCCUCCAAGCACCCAGGUCCCAAUCCGGCAUGGCAUCCAUCACAGCCCCCCUAGCAGCCAAGUUCCAAUCCGGCACGCACCCCCUUUGCCCAAUCCAUGUGGGACCAGCUACAGUUCUCACUUCAACUGUAAUAACAACAAUGGCAUGGUGGUGCCCAAGGGGUACCUCAGCGGCCACUGCCUGACCAACAUUGUCCCUCCAAUCAAAUCAGAGCUCAAGGCCUCUUACGCACCUGGCACUUUACCGGACUCUCCCCCGGACUCUGGAUCAGAGGCAUACUCCCCCCAGCAGGUGAAUGAUUUAGACUUCUGGAGAAUUGUGCAAAAUCAAGUCUAUUCCAGUAAUGAAGACCAAAGCAAGGAUGUUGUCAUGAGCUUGCUAUUAGGCGAUCCUCACCUUCUUCGAACCAUGACUCCUGAGAAUAUGUGCCAUGUGACUCCCCCUUCCCGAAUGGAGCAUCCCCCUCCUCCACCACCACCUCCACCAUCCCACCUCCAGGGCCCGCCACCGCCACCUCACCCACACCAGCAGCAACACAGCCAUCACUAUCCUAGCAUGCAGCGGGACAUGUACAUGAAGGCCGAGCCUCUGAUGCCUCCAUUCACUAUUGGACAGGGCAUUUCACCUGGAGAUCUCCACCAUGCUCAGCAGACACAGAUGCUUCACCAGCUACUGCAGCAGCAUGGAGCAGAACUUCCAGUGCACCCUGCCAAAAAGAGGAAACACUCGGAGUCACCCCCCAAUACUCUCAAUACCCAGAUGCUUAAUGGGAUGAUAAAGCAAGAGCCGGGUACGGGGUCUGUGCCACUGAACCCUGACAGAGUCCAGACACCACCUUGGCAUCAGCAGGGGGCACUCUCACCAGGCCUGAUUCAGGACAAUGACAGCUUGAAUGGCUCCUACCUAGAUCCCAACUACCAGUCUAUAAAAUGGCAGCCGCAUCAGCAGAACAAGUGGGCGACUCUAUAUGAUGCCAACUACAAGGAGCUACCUAUGCCCACAUAUCGGGUGGAUGCAGAUAAAGGCUUCAACUUCUCUGUGGGUGAUGAUGCUUUUGUGUGCCAGAAGAAGAAUCACUUCCAGGUCACAGUCUACAUUGGUAUGAUUGGAGAUCCUAAGUACGUCAAAACCCCCGAAGGCUUGAAGCCACUUGAAUGCUUCUACCUGAAACUGCAUGGAGUGAAGUUGGAGGCCGUGAACCAGUCAAUCAACAUAGAGCAGUCACAGUCUGACCGCAGCAAACGGCCCUUCAAUCCUGUCAUGGUCAAUUUGCCUCCAGAGCAGGUUACAAAGGUCACUGUGGGACGGUUGCACUUCAGUGAGACAACAGCCAAUAACAUGAGGAAAAAGGGCAAGCCCAAUCCUGAUCAGAGGUACUUCAUGUUGGUUGUGGCCUUGCAAGCUCAUGGCCAAAACCAGAACUACACUCUGGCUGCUCACAUCUCAGAGCGCAUCAUUGUUAGACAAAGGGCCGGUUCGGGGGUAAAACACAAACAGAGGGCGGACGGGGACCCCGGAGUCUGCAGACAAGCCUCUAACCCAGGUCAAUUUGAGAGUGACAGUGAUGUACUCUGGCAACGUGCUCAGCUUCCUGACACCGUCUUUCACCAUGGAAGAGUUGGCAUCAACACAGACCGCCCUGAUGAAGCCUUGGUUGUCCAUGGCAAUGUGAAAGUCAUGGGCUCACUUAUGCAUCCAUCAGACAUACGAGUAAAAGAUGACAUCCAGGAGGUGGAUACCACAGAGCAGCUGAAAAGAAUAUCCCGUAUGCGACUGGUGCAUUAUAAUUACAAGCCAGAGUUUGCUGCCACUGUGGGCCUUGAGAACACAUCAGAGACAGGUGUCAUUGCUCAGGAGGUGAAGGAGAUUCUACCAGAAGCAGUGAAAGACAGCGGGGACAUGGUUUUUACUAGUGGGAAAACCAUAGAGAACUUCCUAGUGGUAAAUAAGGAGCGUAUUUUCAUGGAAAAUGUAGGGGCUGUGAAAGAGCUUUGCAAACUGACAGACAACCUAGAGACCCGGAUUGAUGAACUGGAGAGAUGGAGUCAUAAACUCGCCAAGCUCAAACGACUGGACAGUAUGAAAUCAACUGUGAGCUCUGGAGCAUUCAGUCAAGCCGGGAGUCAGUUCAGCCGUGCAGGAAGUGUGCCACACAAAAAGUGCCCCCCCAAAAUGGCCAGCAAGUCGCCUUCUGUGGUCACAGACCAAGCUUGCAUCAGCCAACGUUUCCUACAAGGCACCAUCAUUGCCCUGGUGAUCAUUAUGGCAUUCAGUGUGGUAUCCAUGUCUACCCUCUAUGUGCUAAGCUACCGCAAUGAGGAGGACCUUGUGGAUCUUGAAGGGCCCAGUCAGAGCAUUGAUAAGAAUCAGCUUAUGUUUUCCACUGUUGCCUCAUCAAACACCCCUGUUGAUGCUUCCCUUUCACAACGUGCCACAACACAUGUGCCUGACUCUCUCUAUGGCUUGUCUGCACAUAGCAUAUUAGUCUGUUUUGACCCACCUUGUUUCUCCACAUGCUGCUCUCCUGUUCUGACCAGUGUUCCAAAUAAUGUAUCUUUUGCUGCACCAUCUGAGACUACUACCCCAGUCACCACCAACCGGACAGACCAGAGCCUCGUGUCGUUCCUGCCCGUGACCAACAUCAAAGCCAAAUCGAGGGGUUUCACUGGCAAGGUGGCUUCCCACACUAAGUGGUCAAAGACUUCAGAGAGAUCACGAGGCUUUGGCAGCCCCAAUGCCAGCCCAUCCUCCCCCUUCACCCAUAUCCAGGGCAAGUCCAAAUAUGUCUCCAACCUCCCUCUAACACGUAGCAACGUCUUCCCCGGGCAGACACGGCAACGCCGCAGCAUCAGCCAAUCAGACUCCGGGAAACCUGGCACAGGAAGCACCAACCAGGAUGGAGCAGCUCCUGUGCUCCAGUCCAUAUCACUUGUGGAAAGUAAUGUGGUCAUCACACCUCAGGCCUGUGCUGCUGGUAAUGAGUGCAGGACGGGGAACAUCACAUACCGCAUCCCCAUCAGCAAGUUUACUUCAGUGAACACAAACCUUACUUUGGAGAUGAAUGCCUCCUCUGCUGUGUCCGGCUAUCUUUGUGGUGUCGUCUCCAGCAACCCAUGUCAGCACAAUGUUGUGAACAUGGACAGUUUCUCUGAUGCAACAGACACUCAGGGAAUAACAUACCGUUGGUCUGUGGUGAUGAUGCCAUUCCAAGAGUUCACCUACCACUUCCGGUUUGCUAGGCCUGGCCAAGCUAACUGCAGUGCCACUGUGGAACAGAUGGGCUCUCUCUUUACAGACUAUUACUUCCAAUUCUACUGGCUCUGUGAGUGAGUCUUGGGAGCACCACCGCCCUGUGAUUGGCUCUGAAAUGGCCCACACAACUCACUGGACUGGAUGUUCUCUCCUAUGAGCCCCCAAGUCGUAUCCUGUUGCCUCUGAUCUGCUGGUUUGGUUCUUUUUUAUUUUCUAGUGGUGGAAUAUUGACAUUAGAAUGUCAUGCAACUUUGGGGAUACAUUGCCACCAGCCAAACACUGAAAUAUUGAGGCAUUUCCCCCCCCCCUUGACAUUCCAGAUCCAUGUCAUUCAGUCCUUUGAAUGCCAAACUUGUAGGGACUUUGGCAUUUCUUCCUUUUCCUCAUUAUUACACUGGAUUUGAAAAUUCUACACUGGACCAUGCCUGGAUUCAAUCGGUUUGGACACCUCAAAGCUGCGAAAUACGGCUUGGCUGGGAAUGGAUCUCAGUACCCAGAAAGCCAAUGAAGCAACUUUCUAACUCACUGACAUUUCUCAUCAAUGACGCUGGGAGUCCUGUCCUAAAGCUCAAACACUGGAAUUCUUCCUGUAAGAGGAAUAUUCUGCCUGGCUGUGUUUGCAAGUCAUACACUGGAGCUUCUGACCUUCUGGCUGGUAGCUAGCUGCUUCUGUCUUAACUUAUGCUCUGCAGAAGUCCUGGUGACACUGGAACACACAAAUGACUGGUUGUUUCGAACAGCAUCAACCAAUGGAAAAGCUACAUCAUUUGCCUCUGGCUACUUCCUCUCUCUCCUCUUCGCUUUUGCAAUAUAGUUACAUUCCAGGGAGAGAAGACCUCAAGAACCUCACAAAAACUACUCUGCGAGUCUCAGGCAGUCUAGUUUUGCUCCCAUUGUGCCUUCUUUUUCAGAUUUGGAUGAAGAUGCUUCUAAUGAAGCGAGCUAGGAGUCAUAACGUUCUCCCCUCAAAAUCUAAUUCAGCAGUGUCUGGGCUUUGUCACUGGACUGAUGUAUACACACUGGGGGUGGGGGGAUGACGAUGGCAGCAACAACUUUCCUAAGCCCAUACAUCUAGAGCAGCAAAAAAUGCCUUUGACCUAAAGAGCAAAGCCCACGCUCAGCAAAACGCCAUCCCAAAUGAGGGAGAGGGAGGGCCACCAGAAGAGAUCUAUCCUAUGCUAAAAAUAUCCAGACUGAAAAGUGUUUUGAUCCCCAAGGGGUCACUGUCAGGCAACAAACAGAACACUUUCCCCUCCACUCCAGACCUUAGCCUCCUUGGCAUUCUUAAGCGUAUUUUAGGAAUACUUUGGGUAACUUGCUGUUACAAGGUUUUAACCUGCUAAACCACUGAUCUUCCCUGCCCCCCCAAAACAAAAAAUCAGUUUGCUUAAUUAUUGAUCUGCUUGUCUCUCAUAGGAAACUAAAGUGCACCUAGAUUUUGAAUCAGGUGGUGCAAGGAAUUAAGACAGAUGCAUAAGCACAAACACUUAUCAGGCGUAUCAGGCCUUUAGCCUCCAUUCAGAGGGAGAAAGGAUAGGCCAACUCAGCCAGGCUCUGGUUCUUUGUAAAAAAGGGUUGUUUUAGACUACUGUGUAAGAAUGUGAACAACAGCAUGGAGAGGAAAGUGAAAUGAUGGGGAAGGAAAAGAUAGGAAACAAGUUUGCUCGCUGCUGGUGCUGCUCACUGAUCCUGAAUCAAAAUAUAAAUCUGCAAGUCCACAGAUACAAACAUUCCUGCCUUUGGUUUAUUCUAAUCACCUAGCACUGACAGUUGUUAAAUCGGGUUAUUGUAAUGAAAAGGACAAAUGUGUUCAGGUAGGAAUUCAGUUGAUGAUGGUUUUUCUCUGUGUUGGUGGAAUGUAUAGUGAUGCCUGCAUUCGUGGAUGAAUCUGCCAUUUUAUUAAUGAAAUUGCCAAGUAAGCAGGCUCUGCCCCCUCACUUGCUCCUUUAGGCCCUCAUCACUUUCAUGUAUUUGCUACUCUCAGGUUGUGUCUUUCACAAAUGUAAUAGUCCCUCUUCACCGAGAACUCUGGUAACUAGUUCUGUGUGAGAAGUUUGUGAUUUCCAAGAGAAAAUGUGAUGCACCCACAGCAAACUACAGUCCACAGGAUUCUUUGAAGGAAACAGGGACAGUGAAAGUGGUAUAAAACUAACAGAAAGGUGUAAUGUGUAGAUAUGUCCUCAGUGUCUGUUAGAUGCCCAGUAAUAACUGCCAUCUUUCCUUUAUAAUGCUGCAUAUUCUAGUCUCAUGAGCAUAAGGAAAAAUGGCACUUUUCACUGUGGUAUUACCAUUCACUAGAAGCAGCAGAGAUGAGCACACAGGUGCGUGGGGUGGGAAAGAUGCGAAGAUUCAGUAGACCAUGGGCACGGCUGCAGCCUUUGUAAGUCUGACAAUGGCCUGUGGGGUGCCUAUCAAGGAACAAGGAUAUAAGGAAUGUACAGCUGUAAUUGCUGGUGCGCACCACCAGCUGGCACUAUUGCCCAAGAAAUACAGCAGUCGAAAAAUGUGAUCUGCUCUUGGUAUAAAGAGAUAACGACCUACAGGCACAAUUAGAUGUGAUGUAGAAGAUCCACAAUUAUAUCCACCUUAUUCGCAUCUCAUUUGGCCCCAAGUCAAAGAUACACUAACAUCAGUCAGACUAGGCUAUGUCAUUUGUUAAUGCAUUUUCUGCAGCCAAGGCAGUGUGUGUGUGUGUGGGGGGGGGUUCCACCUAUUUGAAUUGCAAAUGAAGGAAGAGCAGAAAUCAAUUUGGGAAGCAAUUCUAUACUCACCUCUGUGCAAGCCCCAUUGAAUUCAGUGGGACUUCUAUGUAGAUGUAUAGGUUUGCACAGUUGUGGUGUAAUUUAUGAAAAUUAUCUUGCAUUAAAUUACCUGGCAUAUGCUGGGGGGUAAAGAAAGGCCGGGGAAGGAACUGGCAAUCCCACCCCAUCUAUACGGUCUGCCUAGUAAACGUCACAAGACGUCGCCCUAAGAGUCGGAAACGACUCGCACUACAAGUGCGGGGACACCUUUACCUUUUUUAAAUGCCAGAAGUGCAAUAUUGGUUUAAACGUCACUUGGGCAACAGCCUGUCAGUGACAAAAGCUUCAGAUGCUGCAGAGCAACUGCCACUGUUGCUUUUCCAGACCACCCUUUAUAGCCCCUGCUUCUCUCUCUACCUACUACAGUCUUCUUUCUUCAUGAACAGAUCCAUGUUAUCUAGGAACUCCACCAGCUGAAGCCCCUUAGAAUCCCCCCUCAUACAUUUCUCCCUUUUCUCCUCCCUCUCCUUCUCCUGAACUGCCUUAAUUCCAGCGUAUGUCUGGUAGAGCCAAUGUAGAGGACGGGGGGGGGGAUCUUAACCUGUACUUUCUUGAAUUGCUUUGGAGUUUUAGUUUGACAGGCAUAUGCACACUCCACCCACUCAGGCUAGACGCUGUUGCUGUUUCUCAGAGUAAGAGACAGAAACAUAGGUAUGGGGAGUUCUUAUUUUUCAUGAACAUUUUAGGCAUCACUGUAAUGGGUCGAAGAUUCACUUAGCUAAUGCAUUUGGCAGUGACCAGUAUGACAUUUGUUAGAGGAAAUUCCUGAGAAGCCACAAGGAAGCUUUGGACUGCUUACCUGCCACCUAAGCAUUCACUUAGCCUUAAUCUAGGGGUGAACCAGUUUCCUCAGGCCCAGUGGCCAUAUUUAGCCCUCCAGGCCUCCGUCUGGCCCCCAGGCUACCCAGCCACACCCUCUCUCUCCAGGCCACACUCCUCACUGGCCUUGCUUUACACAACCCUUGAGUGUUUUUGCUUAGCUGAACUGUGUCCUUGAACUCUGAUAAUGACUCUUGCUUGGCUGUAUGGUGGAUAAGGAAAGAUGUGCGAGUGUGCAUACAAACUGGCCUACUCUAAAGAGGUGUAAGCUACAUUCAUUGCUCUGCCCAUUUUUUCUUCUAGCCCCGCGUACCACUGACAUGUGGCUCCCAGAUGUUUGCCCGGAAGGGAACGUGGCCCUUGGGCUGAAAAAGGUUUCCCAGUCCUUCCUUAAUCUCCCCUAAGAUUAACUGACAAAGCAGCUGGAACAGUAGGCUCAUUUAUGGCAACAUGCACUCACCAUUGUAAAGUACUCUACCGACAGAGACAUGCAAAUACUUCACAAAAAUGGAAUUGGCUGCCCAUAUGGUGGCAUUAGAUACCCAGCUGAUCCUACCAUAUUUUCCUGGUGCUGUUCUUGUUGGUCCAUGCCUGCUUAGUUUUUUUUUGGUCUCCCCACUGGAAGCCAUUCCUUUAUCCACUGUGGUGGAUGUGCCUUUGAUCAUCCAUGAAGGUUCAGUACGAAAUUACUGUUCACCACGCAGGCAUCCAGGAAUCCUCCAACUAGAAUGCAGUUCUAGUUCUCCAGGUGAACUUCAUUCAAGGACACCAUAAGCAAGUUCAGAGUGUCACAAAAAAAUACAUUUGUCCUUGGACAAUAUUCAGAUACCUCUUCUGACUCUGGAUAUUAGAAAAUCAGGACCUUAGGGGGCAGCACUACAUUUUCUAGCAGUGAGAGGCUGGUCUUCCUUUCUGCAUUCUGGAGCCUUGAUUCCCUGUACUUGCCAUGUAGGCUGGAUUUUUACAUUACUCCAGCAAAACGGGAGCCGACGCAGUGCCACUCCUUCCCGGCACUAGGUGUCCCACUGGAGGUGCUCAUGCUGGAGCUCUUCUCUGUAUCAUCAUUAACCCAGUUUCCUAAGUGUUGACCCUGGCAAGGGGAGAAGUUACAGGAGGGGCAGGGCCUGGGGUUUCCUGUGCUAUUCUGGAAUUUUGGGAAACAACAAACCAGCCUGUAAGAAGUAAUGCAAGAAGCAGCUCAUAGAAGUGGAAGGAUUUGUUGUUCAUCUUAAUGGUUGAGAGCAUCUUCCUCAUCUUAGUCCUGGUGUGUCUCUGCUGCUCUCCUUCCCAACAGCAGGAAGCUAAACACUCUCCUUUCUACAGACCAGCAAUAAGAAGUCUUCAGACCAGUGGUUAAGAAACUACUGGAUUAAAAACAAUCUGGUGAGGACAUUCACAUUUUGACCUGACUAUCCCUUGCCCACUCCCCAGGGCAUAAAAAAAUAUAACCAUCCAUCCGUCCAUAGUUUGUUACCUAUCAAGAUCAGGGUGAGGGCAGCAGGGGUGUGGUGACAUCAGAAGUAAAUUAACCAAUCACUUUUUCUUCUGGUCUUAACAGGUUGCAUUGGAGAGAAGGGCUGUACAUGUAUCAAACACUUUCACUGGUAAAUUCACAUCAGUUCUAUCUCUGAGAAUCUGAUAUGCGUAAUCCAUGAUAACAGUAGUAUUCUUUACAUUAGUUUUAAUGGUUUUAUUGUUUUAAACUGCUAUAACUACUUACUGUAUCUAUGUAGCACUUUUUAAAAUUUCAAAGUGCUCUACAGUAUUGGGGUGUGUGGGAGACGACCAACAUUAAAGAAUAGUUCUAUAGCCUGUGUUUGAAUUGGUAUCAGACAUUAGCUGGAUUGGCCAGUUUAGCAUCUUCACCUACUCUCCUUUCUUGGGAGAUGUUCUCCCUACUUACACCAUUUACAUACUCUCCCAAAAUAGAAGAAUGAAGGGUUGACAACUAGAUGAUUUAUUACAUCUGACAAAGGGAGCUCUAUUCUAGUGCUGGCCUAGCAGGAAAUUAUUUUUUCUUUAGAGUUGGAACCUGAAGCUCUCUCUCUAGACAUUUAGGGAGCCAAGAAGAAAAUCAAAGGUGAUAUGGAGCCAGCUUUUAAAGUGUGGCUGUUUUGAGGGGCUGGGAAUGAGUUCUCAAAGGAAAAUUCAUAAGCCUUUUGCCUUUUUGUUGUUAAAAGCUUAAAGCCUGUAAAUAAAAGUUUUGUGCCAUCACUGUGAGCCUUAAGGAAGAUAAAGCACUAAUUUGUUUGGUUUAAAUGUUAUCACAGCUUUAAUCACUGUAUAUUGUUCUCAGUUUCAGAGUUGUAUCCUUAGUGAGUGCUAUAUUAAUGAAGUUUUAUUGUUUUACUUUGGUGGAGGAUAUGUGUGGUUGCUUUUUCCCUUACCUUUCUGAUUUGUAUUUAUAUUUUGUUGGUUUUGGAGUGCUGGUGCUCAGGACUCCUCUACUUCUUGUUUUGCUUAUGUGUAGACCUCUUAUUCAUAAGAAAUGUACCUAUAUAAAUAAAUAUAUAAGUAUACUACUUUGUAUCCAAGAUUGGCUCAUGGCUUCUUCCUCUAUCUCAUGGAACUGAAUUGUUACAGGUAAUGUAAUGAUUAGGGCUGCAACCAGAGGGUGGUUUUUUUUGUUUUUGUUUUUAAUGAUUGUUUUAUUCAGUUUAAUUGAUUAAAUCUGCUUAUGGGCAUAAACAGUAUUUUUGAAACAAGAAGUGUGUUGGCACACAUGUAUAUGUGCUGCCAAAAUAAGCACUGAUGCACAGAUGUUAU
Molecule: messenger RNA, 10271 nt
Organism: Rhineura floridana
Lineage: Eukaryota; Metazoa; Chordata; Lepidosauria; Squamata; Rhineuridae
Gene: MYRF
Product: myelin regulatory factor
Exons: 28
Coding region: 349-3963 (1204 amino acids)
Biological process (GO): positive regulation of DNA-templated transcription; central nervous system myelin maintenance; protein autoprocessing
Cellular component (GO): endoplasmic reticulum membrane; nucleus
Molecular function (GO): sequence-specific DNA binding; DNA-binding transcription factor activity
Source: RefSeq, a predicted model, not a curated record